CGACUUCAUGACGAGAGGCUACAGUGUGAGAUGAGGUCAACCUCAUGGUGCCAGGAAGCCUCAAUCCAACAAUAUGUCACAAUCGGUCGGAAUAGCAGGAAUCUCGUUUCUGUUGUACCUCUACCAACACUACCACCCUGUACGAUGAUUCGGGGACGAAGCGCAUGAAUGUCGAAGCCAUUUUCUCGCCAUACGUACGCAUUCCGCGCUUCGUGGCGAAUUGCAUGGGAGCAUAAAGAAAGUGAGCUCAUACAUCACUUGAUCGUAGAAGUCUAGGCCUCUCGCUGACUUGCAUGCACAACCCGAUCUCGAAUGACAUAACAACCUCCGUACAAACUGCCAACCUACUCAGUCAUAAGUCUUGGGGAGUUUGUACUAUAGGUAUCAGAUCCGAAGGGAUGGGGAAACCCGUUCAGGUGAAAGGGACCGGUUUCGCCAAUGCAGAUCGCACAUACCGUCGUGAGGACGUGUUGCGCAAUACUUGUAUAGAACUGAUCGAUGAGGUAAUAGAAAUCUCGUGGUACUCGGUACUUUCUACAUAUUCUAAUGUAUUGCUCAGCUAG
This is a messenger RNA of Pseudocercospora fijiensis CIRAD86, 563 nucleotides long. RefSeq lists its product as uncharacterized. The record is from RefSeq and is a predicted model, not a curated record. The coding region runs from base 294 to 563 and encodes 89 amino acids. Lineage: Eukaryota; Fungi; Ascomycota; Dothideomycetes; Mycosphaerellales; Mycosphaerellaceae. The transcript is spliced from 3 exons.